AUGUUAUCUCUUUUACUUCAUUCUCCGUUUCUCGGGCCAAGAGUUCAGCAAAAGGACGGACACCUGCGCAGCUGUGUUCAUACACAUCCCCGACUUCGUCUCUGUAAACAUUUUAUAAUAUCUCACUUUCUCUCUCCAUUUCUUAUUCUCACUUUCUCUCUCUCUCCCCACUUGCUGCUUUCACUUUCUCUCUCUCUCUCUCUCUCUCCACUUGCUGCUCUCACUUCCUCUCCCUCUCCAUUUCCUGCUCUCACUUUCUCUCUCUCUUCAUUUCCUGCUCUCUCUCUUCAUUUCCUGCUCUCUCUCUCUCUCUUCAUUUCCUGCUCUCUUUCUCUCUCUCUCUCUCUCAAUUUCACUUUUUCUCUCUCUCUGUCCAUUUCCAGCUUUCAUUUUCUCUCUCUCUCCAUUUCCUGCUUUCAUUUUCUCUCUCUCUCCAUUUCCUGCUUUCAUUUUCUCUCUCUCUCCAUUUCCUGCUUUCACUAUCUCUCUCUCCAUUUCCUGCUUUCAUUUUCUCUCUCUCUCCAUUUCCUGCUUUCACUAUCUCUCUCUCUCCAUUUCCUGCUCUCACUUCCUCUCUCUCUCCAUUUCCUGCUUUCACUAUCUCUCUCUCUUCUCCAUUUCCUGCUUUCACUUUCUCUCUCUCUCCAUUUCCUGCUUUCACUUUCUCUCUCUCUCCAUUUCCUGCUCUCACUUUCUCUCUCACCCUCCAUUUCCAACUUUCACUUUCUCUCUUUGUAUUUCCUCUCUUUCUCUCCAUAUCCUACUCUCACUUUCUCUCUCUAUGCCUUACUAUCACUUUCUUCCUUUCUCUAUGCCCUACUCUCACUUUCUUCCUCUCUCUAUGCCCUACUCUCACUUUCUUCCUCUCUCUAUGCCUUACUCUCACUUUCUUCCUCUCUCUAUGCCCUACCCUCACUUUCUUCCUCUCUCUGCAUGUCAUACUCUCACUUUCACUUUCCAUUUCCUUCUCUCACUUUCUCUCUCUUCAUUUCCUUCACACUCUAUCGCUCAGUCUGUUUUCUCCUUUCUCGAUUCUUUUGUGUAUCUUUUUCUAUCUCUUCCUUUUACUCAUUAUCACCUUACUCUUCCUCUGUUUGUUUGUCCCUCUUCUUUCUCUUCCUCUAUACGAAUGUAUUCCUCAAUUUAUCCUCUCCCCAUCUCAUGUCCUCUCUGCUUGUCUGUCGUUCUGUAUAUUCUUCACGAUAUGUCUUUCUUUCUCCUAACCUGCUAAUACCAUUAAUAGUUUUUCGGCAUAUAAGUUUCAAAUUUGGAUCUAUUCCUAGUUCGGCUUUUCCCUUGUCUGUCUGUGAUUAUCUGCUUGUUUUUCGUUUAUUUCGCGUUCAUUCUCUCGUAUGUACUCUAACUGUUCAAUAUUUGUUCGUUGUUCGUGCCACCAGAAAAAGAACUUGUUUCUUUUAUCUAUUUUCUUUUCAAAAACCAUUGCGUCUCUUUUUAUCUUCUCCAUCAUAUUCACCCAUUCUUGUUUGGUUUUUCUCAAAUCUUUCAUUCUUUUUUUCAGUUUUCUUGACGCUCAUUUUCUAG
Molecule: messenger RNA, 1542 nt
Organism: Acanthosepion pharaonis
Lineage: Eukaryota; Metazoa; Mollusca; Cephalopoda; Sepiida; Sepiidae
Source: the annotation of a GenBank genome assembly